Molecule: messenger RNA, 2522 nt
Organism: Prunus persica (peach)
Lineage: Eukaryota; Viridiplantae; Streptophyta; Magnoliopsida; Rosales; Rosaceae
Product: type I inositol polyphosphate 5-phosphatase 5
Exons: 9
Coding region: 763-2400 (545 amino acids)
Biological process (GO): phosphatidylinositol dephosphorylation
Molecular function (GO): phosphatidylinositol-4,5-bisphosphate 5-phosphatase activity; inositol-polyphosphate 5-phosphatase activity; phosphatidylinositol-3,4,5-trisphosphate 5-phosphatase activity
Source: RefSeq, a predicted model, not a curated record
CUUACGCAUGUAACCAACUUGUAUGUUACUCGAAGUUAUCUUUAAUUACACAUACUAAAGUGGAGUAUGUGCAGAUCUAACAUAGAUAGUAGUAACGUGCGGAUAUCUGCAUAGGAGAAAUUCUAUAUAUGUAAAAUGAUUGAGAACUUGAUUUUAAUUGUUCACAUAAAAAGUAUAGAAUAUAUAUAAUAUGGUAAUAUUCAAAAAGGAAAACAGAGUAGAUAAAAUGAAUUGGGAUGAAAUGACAACGACAAUGUGUUGUGUCACUGUGACUAACGGUUUCUCCUCUUUACCGUCCUAAAUUCUCCGAAAGCUUUGGCGCCAAAAUCUCAUCCUUCCAAACAGAACACACAAGGAAGAAGAAAAUCAUUAAUCACAUCAAACAAACCCAGCAAAAGCCAAAAAAAGAAAAUUACAGCCACAUUAUUCAAGAACACAUCAAAACCCAGAAAAGAAAAAAAAAAUCAGCAAUUUAAUUUCAGAGAUUAUUAAAAAAACACACUCACUCAAAGUGUGUGACACAAUUAAUUGAUAUAUAUAUCAUAUAUAUAUAUAUAAGAAUAUAUAUAUCAAUGAAUGAAUGUCUUCCUCUUGUGGAGAUGCCAACGUCGAAAUGACCAAAGACGACACCGACAUCACACAUGAUAACUCUGUCAAGAAUGACAAGAAAAAGAAGGUAUUUUAUUUAUGUAUUUAUUUAUUUAUUUCUAGUUUUCAUUUUGUUUUAUUUAUUUAUUUUGUUUUUUUUCCCCAUGUUUUUGUAUGAAGUCUAUCAUUCCUAGGCUUUUUGGUGUAAAGAGAACAGGACGCGAAGGCUCAGACGAAGACAUAUUCAAAUCAGAUGGGGAUGGCAUUGAUUAUCAUCUAGAUUUGGAGAAAAAGAUUGCUGCUAGGAGACAAGCUUUCAUGGAGGCAACUCCUAUCAUGAGAAAGAAUUUUUCAGAUAGGCAGGCUAGUCCGGGGAUUCAAAGCCUAAACCUAUCAAACUUUGAACACUCUAUGGCGCCAGCAACUGAGACUAAAGAAUUCAGGAUAUUUGUGGCGACAUGGAAUGUGGGAGGAAAGUCACCUAACAAUGGCCUCAACCUCCAAGAUUUCUUGCAGGUGGAGGGCUCUUCGGACGUCUAUGUGUUAGGGUUUCAGGAAAUUGUUCCUCUAAGUGCUGGAAAUGUUCUAGUGAUUGAGGACAAUGAACCAGCAGCAAAAUGGCUAGCCCUCAUAAACCAAGCACUGAAUAAACCCCAAAACGCAUGCUCCAAUGUGCAUUCUUCUUCAGAUUCAUCAAACCAGGGUUCCAACAACAACACCACCAAGGAAUCCAAGUCCCCAGGCAGUCUCAACAUCUUCCAGAAGCCUUCUCUAAAAGCUCUCAGAAAAAGCUUCAAAGCAAACAGUAGCCUUCUCAAGUCUUGCAACUGCCCUGUGGAGUAUCCAUACCAAGAAAGGCGGCGGAUAAGAAAGCUCAGUGAUACUACCAGUGAAUCAGACUCAGCAGCUUCUCCUCGAAGCAUUUAUGGCAGUGAUGGUAGUGUAGAUGAAUUUCUUGCAAUAGCUGGGAUUCAGUCCCCGUCUUCCUCUGGCGACAUGAAUUACCGCCUUGUAACAAGCAAGAAGAUGGUAGGGAUUUUCCUAUCGGUUUGGGUUCGAAAAGAGUUGGUUCAUCACAUUGGCCAUCUCAGAGUCUCCACUGUAGGAAGAGGAAUAAUGGGUUGCCUCGGAAAUAAGGGAUGCAUAUCAAUAAGCAUGACAUUGCACCAAACAAGCUUUUGCUUCGUGUGCUGUCACUUGGCUUCCGGGGAGAAGGAAGGUGAUGAGCUCAAGAGGAACGCAGAUGUGACUGAGAUCCUCAAAAGCACACAAUUUCCCAAGAUCUGCAAGAAUCCAAAUCGUCGUCCUUGUGAAAGAAUAACUGAUCAUGAUCGGAUGAUAUGGCUUGGAGAUUUGAAUUAUCGGAUGGCUUUGAGCUAUGAGGAAACAAGGGUUUUGUUGGAGGAUAAUGACUGGGACACCCUUCUAGAGAAGGAUCAGUUGAAUAUAGAGAGAGAGGCCGGGAGAGUAUUCAGUGGGUUCAAAGAGGGGCAAAUCUUCUUUGCCCCCACUUACAAGUAUUCUCAAAAUUCAGACUCUUACGCCGGAGAAACUGCCAAGUCCAAGAAGAAACGACGAACUCCUGCAUGGUGUGAUAGGAUACUAUGGCGCGGUGAGGGCUUUGAACAAUUAUCUUAUAUUCGAGGGGAGUCAAGAUUCUCAGACCACAGGCCUGUUUGUGCUGUGUUCUCAGUGGAAGUUGAUGUUCUUAGAAGCAAAAACAACAGAUUCAGAAAGGGCUAUUCGUGUACCGCUCCAAGGCUUGAAUAUGAUGAAUGCAUGCCUCAGAGACAUAGCUUCUACGAGUUUUAGUAGAAACAUAUCCAUCAGAAUAUUGUAUAGGGACUCUUUAGGAUUAAUUACUUGCCUCCCUCUUCAACUCUCCUUUUGUUCUUCUUUUUUUAAUUAUGAUUAGUGAAAACAAGAUAGAACAA